UGCAGUAUAAAACCCAGAGAUCCUUUCUCAACUAUGCAACACAAGUCUUAGUUCUAUCCUUUUUUUCCUCCAAAACUCAAAAUGAGAAGCUCUUGGAAUUUGGGGCAAUGGCCUCUACUUGCAUUUGCUUUGGCAAUUUGUUUUGUAGCUAGCACUGUUGUUGCUGAUUACUCUUAUGGCUAUACUUCUCCCUCACCUUCUUACAACUCUAAGAAGUACUACAAAUCACCAUCGCCAUCCAAUUAUCAUGUACCCAGUCCAUACUACAAGAAACCGGAGAAACAUGCUGAACAUUCUCCAUCACACUAUUACAAGUCACCGGUGCCUUCCAAGCAUGACUACUACAAAUCACCUUCUCCUUCAAAGCACUACUACAAAUCGCCAGUAGCAGUGAAGUAUUACAAAUCACUGGCCCCAUCAAAGCACUAUUACUACAAAUCACCAUCCCCUGCAAAGUACUACAAAUCUCCAUCACCUGCAAAAUACUACAAGUCGCCUGCUCCAUCAAAGCACUAUUACUACAAGUCACCAUCCCCUGCAAAGUACUACAAGUCUCCAUCGCCUGCAAAAUACUACAAGUCGCCUGCUCCAUCAAAGCACUAUUACUACAAAUCACCAUCCCCUGCAAAGUACUACAAAUCUCCAUCGCCUACAAAAUACUACAAGUCACCUGCUCCAUCAAAGAACUAUUACUACAAGUCACCAUCCCCAUCAAAAUAUUACAAAUCACCCACUCCUUCUAAAUACUAUAAAUCGCCGCCACCACCAAAAUAUUACAAGUCACCCGUUUACUACAAGUCUCCUCCACCACCACCAACUUAUUAUGAGAAAUCGCCUUCUUACUACAAGUCCCCUCCCCCUCCACCAUACUACAAAGAAUCUACGCCUUCUUAUAAAUCCCCUCCUCCACCAUACUACAAAGAAUCUACCCCUUCUUAUAAAUCACCUCCACCUCCCCCAUACUACAAAGAAUCUACCCCUUCUUAUAAAUCCCCUCCCCCAUACUACAAAGAAUCUACGCCUUCCUAUAUAUCUCCUCCCCCUCCACCAUACUACAAAGAAUCUACCCCUUCCUAUAAAUCCCCUCCACCUCCAUCAUACUACAAAGAAUCUACGCCUUCCUAUAAAUCCCCACCACCUCCACCAUACUACAAAGAAUCUACACCUUCGUAUAAAUCUCCUCCACCUCCACCAAAAUACUACGAGAAAUCACCUGCAGCCUAUGCUUCACCUCCACCCCCACCACCAUACUAUUAAUAGUUACUAAUUCUAUCAUUUCCACCAUUUCCAUGAAUUCUAACUUCUACUUCCAGUAUCUCUAUUUCCUCAGCCAAAAUUUUAUGUAUGCUUCAAGAAGGUUUUGCUUGUUUUGUGUGUUCCUUUCUUUUAAUAAUUUGUAAUAUGCAUUGUUUGAGAUCCUCAAGAUCUCCCUCAGUUUGGUUCAUUUGUAUCAAGAUUCUUUUUGGUGUAAUCUCUUGAGAGUUCCACUUUAUGUAAUACUAUUUUCUUCUUUAUCAAAUACUGUUUGCUCUUAUUGGUUGAGUUCUUUCAAUGUUCAAUAAGCAUUC
Messenger RNA from Solanum dulcamara, 1568 nucleotides. Its product is annotated as extensin-2-like. The transcript has a single exon. Bases 82 to 1257 code for a protein of 391 amino acids. The record is from RefSeq and is a predicted model, not a curated record. NCBI's taxonomy places the organism in Eukaryota, Viridiplantae, Streptophyta, Magnoliopsida, Solanales, Solanaceae.